This is a messenger RNA of Paecilomyces variotii, 1878 nucleotides long. Its product is annotated as kinase-like domain-containing protein. NCBI's taxonomy places the organism in Eukaryota, Fungi, Ascomycota, Eurotiomycetes, Eurotiales, Thermoascaceae. Gene Ontology annotation, molecular function: ATP binding; protein kinase activity. The record is from RefSeq and is a predicted model, not a curated record. The coding region runs from base 197 to 1450 and encodes 417 amino acids. Gene Ontology annotation, biological process: regulation of mRNA processing; protein phosphorylation; spliceosomal complex assembly. The transcript is spliced from 6 exons.
CUAUAGAAAAACUGAAUUUAAAUAUCUACAAUUGAUCUCAGAUAUUUUUAAUAAUCUAUAUUUUCAAUGUUUAUAUUGUAAAGGGCCUCAGCUGCAUUGUCACGUGCAGUCUUCGUCGUAAUGUACUUAACUAUCUCCGCUCCGCCAUGGGUUUCUUCUCUGUGAGUCCCAUAUUCUGUGUCACCUUCGUCAAACUAUGACUUCAAUAAAAGCGUCCUUAACGAACAUUCGGUCCCGGAUAACGAAGCUCUUUGGGUCACUUUCUCACUUCGCAUCAUUAGAGCGUGUGAACUCAUACCCAGUCGCAGAAGAACCAGACUAUUACAAAGCCGGGGGUUUCCAUCCCAUUUCCCUAGGUGACACCCUCGGUUCUGGUCAAUACACUGUCCUGAGGAAGUUGGGAUAUGGACAGUAUUCGACAGUUUGGCUUGCUAGGGAUUAUAAAUUCGUAGCACUCAAGGUGCUGAGGGCGGACUGUUACGGCGGGUCUCAUAAUAUCUUCGAGAGAGAAAUCCUACUGAAAAUCCUGGAGAUCUCUGGAAAAAGCUCUCACGAAGGUCGCAACUAUGUGUCAGGUCUUCUGGACCAUUUCAAACAGAAAGGGCCUAAUGGAGAUCAUGUGUGUUUUGUAUUCGACGUACUUGGCCAUCAUCUGGAUUUUCAGGCUGCCAAAUACGAAGAUGGGAAACUACCCGUGAAGGCGAUGAAAAUGAUUUCGCGGCAGCUUCUGCUUGGGCUCGAUUUCCUCCACAGAGAGUGUGGCAUCAUUCAUACCGAUUUAAAACCAACGAAUAUCCUUCUCGAGCUGGAACGUCCGAACAAUGCCGUUGCCCAGUACUUGUCGGCAGUUCCCCCGCGAACCGAUCAUCGACGUGCACUCCGGGAGGUUAUCUCGACCCCGCUCAUCUCGGAAAUGCAAAAGCCUCAUGUCAGGAUCAUCGACUUCGGCGUGGCGUCUUGGAUAGAAAAACAUCUGUCAGACCUAAUCCAGUCGCCCGCUAUGAGGGCACCCGAGGUGACUAUCGGCGCUCCUUGGGACGUUGGAGUCGAUAUAUGGAGUCUUGGAUGCCUUAUCGUGGAGUUUGUUCAAGGAAUAAUUCCUUUCUCCGGUGAGGCAUCGAGAACUGGGUCAUGGACUGCUGAAGACGAUCACCUGGCAAGGAUCAUGGAGGUCCUUGGCCCGUUCCCACUUCAGUUCAUUAAAAGGGGGCAUCGCGCACCGCACUUUUUUGACGAAAAAGGGAAUCUUCGUCGAAUUCGGCACUUGAAACCCACAAGCCUUGAACAUCUGAUAAACGGCACAACAAAACCUUUCCUGAAACCUCGCGAUAUGCCCGAUGCUGAAGUCCCUGUGUUCGUCGAUUUCCUUAGAUGCAUGCUUGCAAUCGAUCCCGAGUCUCGAAAAUCGGCGGCAGAACUGCUGCAACACGAAUGGCUUAAUCUGUUGUAGCCAGGAAAUAGCUGUGGGGGGAGGGUUUCGGAUGCACGUCUGAAAUAUGCCAAUAUGCAUUAGCAACUUCUCCACUCCUGCUUAGGAAUAUGGUGCACCAAGGUCGCCCUGUCCAGCAUCAUGCAGCUGUCCCUGAGGGCUUUGGGAAGGUCAGUGCCAUACUGAUUGAUUACGGAGCAAGUGUAUAUAUCGUAAACUAUAUCUACUCUGGAACUAAGUUGAGUUUCUGAAAGACUCAAAUGCGGCAAUCUCCCCUAUCAACUGCCAUUCAGUGUGGCUCAAGCCCUUGUUACUGUUGUCCAAGCUCACGAUUUUUACAGGACGGCGUAUCGGGAGACUAUUUACCUGGGACGGCAAAACCAACCACAAUAGGGAAUUUGCAGGUCCUCGCUUUGCAAACAUACAUCUUAAAUAUCUAUAGAAAAAAC